UUAAAAGAAAAAGGUAAAGGAGGAAUAAAACCACGCAACAGUUCAAGAUCAGGAUUUUCGAGGGGUAGAAGAGGUCGAGGAACCUACUACAGAGGUGUUGGGAGUGAUCCGCACGCGGAAGGCCGGGGAAGAGGUCGUGAAGAACAGAGAGGUCGAGGAUCAGUUAACGACGGACAGAGGCGGUCACGUGGAAGAAGGGGUAAUUUCGUCCUCCUUCCUCUCUCCCUAAAAAGAGUUUGAGGCCGGUUUUUUUUCCGCCCUGGCUCCUCAUCCCUGCCUCGGGAUGAAUUUUUGCGAAAGCGUGGCUUUUCUGUUGUGAACCUUAUGGCCUCAGUGCAUUUCUGAAUCGUCUUAUGAAUAUUUAAAACAAGCGACUGGGUUUUAACCAGGGGAAUAGUGAAUAUCAACCCGUCCCCUAAUAUUAUAGUCGCACAUUAAUUUCCAACGUCGCUCAGGUGAUUAUGUGACUCGUUGUGGAGGGCCGGGCGAUAAACUCCAUAUCCAAGAUGAGUAAAUUGCCCCGUGUUAGGUUCCUUCGUAAAGCUUUUCGAAUUAGCGCCACGUGAAAGGGGAGGUGCUGCUCGGUCCUAGGCAUCAUUUUUGGUAUCGUGGUCCUCAAGGCUACAAUUGUAGUUAAAUCUCACGUACGGUGGCCCAGAAGGGUCACACAUGCAAAUUAAAAAUGUUGCUGCAAACUAAAAAUUUUACCUGCAAAUUAAAAAUAGGACAUGCAACUUAAAAAUUGUACAUGCAAACUAAAAAUAUUACAAACAUGAAACAUGAAUGGACCGACGGCUGUAAGGCUAGGUCGCACGGCUCGGACCAGGGGCCCGUUUCUCGAAAGUCCCGGUAACUUUUCGGGCCCGAAAUCAAAUAUUCAAAUCGAAAUAUAAAGAAUAAGAGCGCGGGUCCCGGCUAGCAAACUACUCCAUUUUGUUUCACUAACUGAUAGUUUUAUCAUGCUAGAUGCAAAACUAUUGAAACCUCGAUCUUUAAUGUAAACGGAGACAGCUUACCAGGCCCGUUAAUUAUCGGGACUUUCGAGAAACGGGCCCCAGGUCCUCAUCACUCAUACCGCGCGCGCAGGACUUCUUUAGUUUGCAUGUACUAUAUUUAAUUUGCAGGUAAUAUUUUUAGUUUGCAUGUACAAUUUUUAAUUUGCAUGUACUAUUUUUAAUUUGCAGCAACAUUUUUAAUUUGCAUGUGUGACCCUUCUGGGCCACCGUACUCACAGGAUAUAAACCGUUGCUAUAACCUGAACGACCCGCUCAUGUUAACUUUUAAGUUAACUUGAACAAAAUAGCCCACUAUGUUUGCUACAGAAUUUGGUAAAAGAGAAAGGAGGUAAUUUAUCAUUUUGUUGAACAGAUGCAGCUUCUCGUGGAUUCAUAUUGGACACUAGAUAUGAGCCAAACAAACUUUAUGUUUUGGGUUUAAACAAAAUAACCACCAAAGAUGGUUUAAAGAUGUUCAUGGAGAGAAUCAGUGAGUGUGAUGUCAAACAUAUUCUUUGGUUUAAGCCAAAAGGAAAGGCCAUUGUGACACUGAAUCGUCGAAUUUCAGGUGGGUAUGUGGUCGCUGAUUUCAAGGUUAUCAACGAUAAGUUUCUGGGAUUCUUACUUUUUGUAGCCUGCAAAAAUAAGCUUUAGUAUAAUCUGCAGAAUUGUCGUCAGUUUUUGUGUUAUUCAGGUGAGCGAGGGUAAGCGCGAGGCUGGCGUGGAACGUCAGUAUGCGCCACAGACAGUUUUUCGCCUUCCUUCCGUCCCUGCUGUCUGGUGGUCCAUGCCCGCCCCGUGCUUGCCCUCGCUCGCCUGAAAAACGCAAAAAUAACGGCAGUUAAUUCUGCAGAUUAUAUCAAAAGAGAUUUGAAGAGCAUCGAAAAUGAAACUCAAAUACAUACAGUGAAGGAACCAAAGCUAAGCGACAAGAAAGGUUGUUUUGCAACGUGCCAACCGCCAACUACCGUGAUAAUAAUAUUAUUCAAUCAAUGAUUGCGCAUACAGACCUCCAAACUGGUUCGAUUCCUGACCGGACUAACACGCAAAGGUUUUACGUAACUGAGGAUAGUAGAAGGUAAAUAAAUGCCUUUGUUUUGCAUCUGCAGUGGUUUAAUAGACCUUCUACGGUCUUCAUGAUCACCUUUACGAUAUGCUUGUUCUGGGACUUGAAAAGAAAAAGAAGAAACACUAAGCCGGACAUAACAACCUUUGGCAAUGAUUCCCCUUAAGUAGUGGGUUAGAGAUGCUUUACUCCUUUUUUGUGGAUUUAAUUAACUUUUUUAGUGGUAUACGUUAACGCCGAGGACGUCAUGCAUCUUAUUAAGAUAGGAUGGUGUCAGAAUACCCUAGGGGUUGACGUCAUCAAAAAGCAUUGAAAUCAUAAUUUAUAAAUAGAAAAGUGAUAUCAUGUCCCUACUUGGUCAUGAUGAUGCCAUAAUUUAUUCAGGUAAGAUGAUAUCAUGGUUUAUUUUAACCAGUCACUGAUUGGUUGGUGUAAAAUAAACAAAAAAGACCUAGAGGUAAACUGAAAAAUCUUUAUUUCAAUUUUGCUUGGCCAUUAACAAAACCGUUCUUUCUAGUCCCGGUAUUUGGUGAUCUGGCAUCUGAUUAGCAUUUGGCAUCUGAUUCCCUUUCACGUGCAUUACGUGUGUUAUCACUCAUUAAGUAGAUUAAGUCUUGGUUCUAAGUCUUUGUGAAUUUUAUGCAAAUUUUCCAAAAUCGUUGUUAAAGACAUCCUACAGGAAUAAUUAAUGGUAAGGUAAAAUAACCUUUAAAAAACUUGAAAAAAGAAAUCCAAAUUCCCAGGUCAUGUGAUCGACCGCGCCCUCCUCUGUUCGAAAAUUGCAACCAACGAUUCCCACCACUUGCUAAACGUGUAGCUCCAGUUUCUCUUAAUCAAAACUUUGACACUACAAAGUGUCUACGAAAUCAGCUCGGAAUGGUUGGAAUCUUCACACUUUGUUGGUGCAAUUGGUGCUCACUGACUAAUGCCAGUCCUCGUCUAACUAAAAUUGUCGUCAGGACAAAGAAAAAAUGACUUCGUCUCAUUCCAAUCGUUUUUACAAGAAGACUAUCAGUAGCCACUGUUUGGACCUACUAAAGGACAACAGUUUGCUUUCUACAUUGUGGACAUUUCGAGCCAAAGGAUUUCUCGAUAAAAUAGGGCGUGCCUGGUCACGUAAUGCGGUUUAUAAAUCAUUUUUAGAAUGAAGUUUUUUUAUUAUGUAUUUUUUUUUUAACUGAGCCUAAAAAACAGAAUUGUUAAGAAUACAUCACAGAAUACAUCAAGGAAAAUUAACGGAGUUUUGGAUACGUAACUACAAAAGACGCUCGGAGGCCAGGAAAAACCCCCACAAAAAAAAACCCGCGAGAGAUGGGGAAAAAUAGAGGAAACCUGGGUAGGAACAAAGCCAAAAAAAACCUCCACGACCUUCCUACGAAGCCGAAACAAUAACAAUAAUAAACGAAAAUACACACAUCAUAUAUAAAUUCAUUGAACGUAGAUCAAACUACAAUAGAGUUAAGCGCUAUUUUUAAAAUCAAUCAACUGAUCUAAAUAAAUCCUAAAUAUAUAUAAAAUUAAAUUACACGCAGAAAAGGAAGCGUAACGACUGAGAAUGACUCGCAUACUAAACAGCCAUAUUUAUACUAGAACACAAAUACCUCUUAGCACGUAUUAAAACAACAAUUGCAUUUAGGAAAUACUGGAGACACAAUCAUACAAAACAUCUCACAAUUAAUUCAUGCAACAGCUACAAUAACAGCGAACAGAAAUCAAUUCUCUUCUAAUGCUAGGCAACCGAAGGGAAUUUACAACUAUAAAAAAUGAGGAGGAGGAGGAGGGGUAAGUAAAAAAUAAUGCAUAGUGUCAAAAAGAACUACAUUGCCUUUUUUGGUCUACUUAAUAUAUAUUUCUUUAAAAUCACAAAGUAUUUUUUUUUUUUUGCAAUUACUAAAGGGUCAUAAAGUUGAUUUCCUGUGUCUUUAAAAGAAACGUGUCUGGUUUUAUUGCGAGCAUUUAUUCGUCGCAUGUUUCAAUUAAUCCUUCCUAAGUUUUUUUAUUAUUAUUAUUGUUUUGUGUUUUAUGAUAACAUGUCAAGGCUGUCUCUUGGGUCUAAGGGACUGUUUACAUGGAGGUGGGGGACCCCAGGUAGGUGAGGUAACUCGCUUAGGUGGGGUAACCCGCCUGUCCAUAUAAUCUCUCAUUUAAAUGUGAUCACGUUUACAUGUUAGGUGGGGUGACCCGCCACAUGUUACCUCUACUGCGUGGGGUCCCCCAACUCCGUGUAAAUAGGCCCUAACUUUAGAGCCAAUUUGUGUGCAAAUGUCAGCACAUUGUUGUUCUUCACGUUUGAAUUUCUAUGCAAAUGUGCAUUGUUAACUCGCAUAAUUAACCGACUAACGGCGCGUGAAACAAGACCCCCUUCAGGAGUCUGUCAUUUCCUCGAGAUAGAAUGGAGAAAAAGGUCAGCAGAAUAUGGCCCGUAAGUCCUUUUCGUCCAUGACGUCAUCGGCGUUAAUUUUACCACUGAAAAGUGAAUUAAAUCCACAUAAAAAAAAGUAAAACAUCCCUACCCCACUACUUCCUUAGUGUCUGUUCCUGGGCCACACUAUAUAAAUUGGAGCCCAGCCCCGUCGUUAUUGUGAUGGUCUUCGCACGCCAAUGUGGUUAAUUUAGUUUUAAAAAUAAACUUUUUCAGGUUUUGCAGCUUAUUGUGAUUGCAAUUUAUUUUUUCAGAUUACAAAUAUGAUAAAAUUCGCGAAGAGGCUAAGAAUAGGAAGCUGGACUAUGAGUUCGUGUUAAUUGAAAGAGCACCGGUCUGCAAGAGCAUCUUCGUGAAAGGAAUUCCAGAGGACACUCCCCAAGAGACUAUUGAAAAGUACUUUGAUAAGUUUGGUGUGGUGGAAAAGUUGGUGUCUAACACAACAGAGGUCAAAGCAAAAAAGGCGAAAGAGAAAAGAGCGAUCUUGUAUUUCAAGAAAGAGAAAAGUAAGAUUAAUUUAAUUUCUUCAUAG
This is a messenger RNA of Porites evermanni, 5015 nucleotides long. Lineage: Eukaryota; Metazoa; Cnidaria; Anthozoa; Scleractinia; Poritidae. The record is from the annotation of a GenBank genome assembly.